UGGGACGCUCGAAUCAGAUACAAAUCUCGAGUACAAGAGUGAAUGUUCUUAAUCACUUUUUUUCUUUUCUUUUCGAAAGAGUGUCAUUCAUUUAACAAAUAAAGACCCUUUGCGCUUACGAAUUUUUAUCAAAUAUAAAACGAGAGGGACACUCAAUAUAGGUUAUAUAUUCUCUAGUUUUAUUUUUAUUAAAAAUUUGUAAUCGGUUUUAUAUAUUUACCCACUGUCUUUGUGGUGGUACAUUUUUAUACCUAAACAUGUUUGGGACUGCGAUCAGGCGCCUUGCUCGGAAGCCAAAACCUCCGAUGAAACCUAUAGAGCUCAAUACCCCACCUGAGCAGACUCAGACCAUCACCAGGGCCAUCUUCGACAUCGUCAAGGAGCACGGUCCUCUCACCAUUUCCGAAACCUGGGAUCACGUCAAGCAAGUUGGGUUGAGAGGAUUGACGAGUAAGAGGCACAUGAAGAUAGUGCUGAGGUGGAUGAGGGAGAGGCAGAAGCUCAGAUUGAUAUGCAACCAUGUAGGGGCUCAGAAGCAGUUUCUGUACACCACUUGGUUUACAAAGCACAACAACUUAAGAAGCCAAAGCCAGGAAGUGAUUCUCCACAGCCCAAGUCCCCUUGAAGUCUUGUGGAUUUUCUUACUAGCUCAGCAGUUUUGUUCUGAGUGGUAAUAAAAAAAAUUGAAUUGUUUUGCUGCAAUGGAAAACUUAAUCUAAGUUAUUAGUUGUAAUUUUUCUUUUUACUUUUUAACAUGUCAGUGAUUCUUAAUUUUACUUUUAAUCCAAGCAAUUUUUAUAAAAAAGAAGAUUUGAACUCCAA
Pyrus x bretschneideri (Chinese white pear) is the source of this 822-nucleotide messenger RNA. RefSeq lists its product as uncharacterized. The transcript is spliced from 2 exons. Bases 258 to 674 code for a protein of 138 amino acids. Lineage: Eukaryota; Viridiplantae; Streptophyta; Magnoliopsida; Rosales; Rosaceae. The record is from RefSeq and is a predicted model, not a curated record.